Metarhizium album ARSEF 1941 is the source of this 780-nucleotide messenger RNA. RefSeq names its product heme-binding peroxidase. The transcript is spliced from 2 exons. Gene Ontology annotation, biological process: heme oxidation. The record is from RefSeq and is a predicted model, not a curated record. Bases 1 to 780 code for a protein of 259 amino acids. Lineage: Eukaryota; Fungi; Ascomycota; Sordariomycetes; Hypocreales; Clavicipitaceae. Gene Ontology annotation, molecular function: heme oxygenase (decyclizing) activity.
AUGGCCGACACGGAUCUCCCGUCAAAGAUUAAACUCGUCAUCAGGGAGGUCCAUGGGAAGGUCAAUCGUCUCAACACGGCCCGCAUCCCGCUGUGCUUGCCGCCUCGAGCCGAAUCGCCGGCCCUCUACACCCUGGGCCUCUCCCGCUAUGCAGAAAUUUACCGGGGCCUAGAGGAGGUGUGGCAUGCCCAGAUCGGCGACGGUGCCGAGUGCAUGGGAGACAUCAGCAACGAGCCGAGCUCGUACGGGACUGACAAGGAGAGGAUCCAGGCGGUCCUGCGAAUGAUAUACCUCCCCGAGCUUUUGCGAACAAAGAGGCUGCAGGCGGAUUUCGCCGCUCUGAAGCAGCUGCAUCGGGCUGCCGCCAGCGUCGACACGACAAGAGGCAACGCGGGCACCGAGUUCCGCAGAUACAUCGAGGACUACAUCCCCACGAAGCCGCAUCUCCUCGUGGUCUACGCAUGGAUCAUGUACCAGGCCCUGUUCAACGGCGGGCGCUUUAUCCGCAAGCAGCUCGUCAAGGCUGGUCCGGAAUUCUGGGGCCUGUCUGCCGCAGAGAUGGAUCCGUCUGCUGCCCUCCCGCCGCCGCUGUCGUUCUGGCGUGUAGAAGAGGAGGCGUCCGUCGAGGCCCGGUUCAGAGACCGUGUCGUCACGGCAGGCAAGCUGUUGACCGAGCGGGAGAGACUAGAGAUUUAUGACGAAGCGCUCGAGAUUUUUCGUCGCUGCCAACUGAUUACGAUACAACUCGACGAGGACGCCAAGGUCGGCGGGGGCUGGUGA